Messenger RNA from Brienomyrus brachyistius, 3980 nucleotides. RefSeq names its product inositol polyphosphate-5-phosphatase L (gene inpp5l). The coding region runs from base 430 to 1614 and encodes 394 amino acids. The transcript has 16 exons. Gene Ontology annotation, molecular function: inositol-polyphosphate 5-phosphatase activity. Gene Ontology annotation, biological process: phosphatidylinositol dephosphorylation. NCBI's taxonomy places the organism in Eukaryota, Metazoa, Chordata, Actinopteri, Osteoglossiformes, Mormyridae. The record is from RefSeq and is a predicted model, not a curated record.
CGGAGCUCCGGAGCGCCACUAACGUAACAUUAACACCAGCGGCGCUAGACUCAGACAGGACGGUGGUGCGUUUAAAUGCGGCAGACACGCCGUGCCGGACUUAAUUCUGCUGGGAACCAGGUCCAGUUGCUAUGCGGGGACGAGAAGAGGCCCCUGUCAUGUCGGUUCCUCGCAAGGUGUCAGCCUGAAGAGAGGGAGCCUGGAGAGAAGCUGGGUUUCACAGCGCUAGGAGAAAACAAACAGCAUGAGAACAACUAAUAUGUCUGUCGCAGAGGUCUAUUCCGACUCAAGCGUUAGAUAGUGUUUUAUAGUCGUUGGCGCCAGACAUUCAUCCUGCUGUUUGUAUACAGAUACAUUGUACGUGCGGGAUAACCAGCAAGUCUGCCACAAUCCUUCUCCUCGGACUAUUUGUGGAGCUCGAUCGUUAUCAUGGGAACCUACACUGACGCCCUGCUAGUCACUGCAAAUGUCGGGUCACUUUUUGACAAUCUUGGAGAAAUUGAGAGCGAGUGGCUCCGGGAAUUCUUCACGACGAUCCACACGUACAGGCCUCGCUUUGUGGCCCUGCAUUUCCAAGAGGUGGGGGGGAAGGAGUACAUGUCCAACAUGAGCCACACCGAGAAUUUCAUCUGGAAAAUAGAGUCAAGCGAGGAGAUGAGGGACUUCGACAGAGUCUGCAUCUACGUGGACAGUAACUUCAAGGCUGUGGACAGUUUCACGGCCCUUGGCAGCAUGUACUUCGUCCACAAGACCCUGAAGAACAUAUACCAGUAUGAUUUUAAUGCGAAGGAAUUCAAAGCUGUGUCGGGGCGGAACAGAUUCGUCGGCUCGCUAGAUGGAGUGACGAUGAUAGAGAAAGAAAAAUUCCCCAAGAAUUUCUGGCCAGAUUUCAAGUGGUCCAGGAAAGGCUAUAUGAGAUCGCGGUGGAUCAUCCACAACCAGGGCCUCGACUUGGUCAAUGUCCACCUCUUUCACGACGCCUCCAACCUCAUUGCCUGCAAUUCCAGCCCCUCCAUCUACUCGGCCAAUCGCAGGAAUGCCCUGCGCUACGUCAUUGACAGAAUAUCCGACAGCAGCUACACAUCUCUCCCCUUCUUCCUCUUUGGGGAUUUUAAUUUCCGGCUGGACACAUUGAGCCUGGUUCAGGCCCUGGCCCGGUCGGCGGAGGUCCAGACAGUGAAGAAGGACAGCAGCAAUGAGGUGGAGAAGAUCAUCUGUGAGGACAAAGAUGACGACCACAGGGUUCUGCUUCACAUUGAGACCAAGCAGUUUGCGUACCUGCACCAGGCAGUCUUCAGAGAAGACAAUGGUAGAGAGCUUCUGAAGUACGACAAGGAGGUGAUGGCGUUCCACGAUGUCCUCACAGAAGAGGACAUCACCUUCCCACCCAGUUACCCCUACAGUGAGGAGUACACUAAGCCCACGCAGUACAUGAACACGCGAUGUCCCUCCUGGUGUGACCGGAUCCUCAUGUCCCACACGGCCCGCGACAUCAUGCACAGGGAGGACGGCAGCGAGAUGGGCAUCGUCUACAACACUCUCGGGCCCACGGUCUGCAUGGGGGACCACAAACCCGUUUUCUUGUUCUUUACACUGAAGACCAGCAGACACUGAAUAGCCACCGGCGGCAGCCCUGCAGGUGAUGGGGAGCUUCAUCCUGACCUGGGCUGCAUGCUGGAGGUCAACUUGCCAGCCUUCCACCAGGGCGUGUAUGACCAGGACCCAGGACCAUUUUCACUGUGUAGCGCUAGCAUUACCCUGGCUGUGUCCGCGUCCCCCCCACCCCAGCUGUAGCCUCUCACAGCUGCAGCGCCGGCAUCUCAUUCCUGCUCAGCACGGACAUCUGCUACACUGGUAUUGUGACUCCCUCGCCCCCUCCCCCACUGAGUCGUGACCCUCUGCACACCCGGCAGUCUGAUUCCCACUCCAGCUUUCCUUGCGUCAUUUACGCAGCCCUCAUCAGCCGGGUGUGUUCCCGGGCAGGUGCGUCUCUCGGAGCGCCGGGAACUUCCUGGUAACUCAGGUUCCUUAACCGUUCUGCCACCUGCUGCCGUGUCUUGUCGUUUCUGGGAUGCGGCGAUGGAAGCCUGAUGAUCUAGUACUCAAAAAAAAAAAAGAUGAGAGCACACAUCGUUAAAAAAAAAAAAAAACUCUUAAAACUUUUAUUAUAUUUAUUUUUUUACAGCAUAUGAUGUGUAAAGGGAAGGGUGGGUGAAACAGCAGCAAUGUUCCCACAGCCCCCCACCUGAUCCCUUCCUACCUGAGGAUUUGCUGCAGUGGGAUCACUGCCCCUUUACUCUGUAUUCCCCAACAUCUCUCGCCCGUGACCUUAAACUACGAGCCCUUUCUGUAUGCUUACUGCUCAUUGCGCAUUAUUCCUGUGUCAACUGCAUGUGUCUCAUCACUGUUGCGGGGGGGGGGGGUUGUACUUCACCUUCAUCAAUACACUUAACUUCAAGAACAUUCACCCCCCACCCCCUCUGUCCAAGCCGUAACCUGAUGGGACCAGUUGUCUCUGUCAUGGUGAAGGUGUCUCUUUGCCGCCGGAAUCGAUACAGGAUGUCAGCGACGACUGGGGACACAUUUACAACCCCGUCGCCUUUUGCCUUGAAUAUUGAAAUCCUGCCCCCUUGAUCCUGAAGCAGCACCUCUGCCGCCUCUGACUUUGGAGCCGGCAGUUUAGGUCCUGCAGCAGUGGCCCUAGCCUGCUAACACCCUCUGCUCCUUACUCCGGCUCAGUCACCCACCCCUCUGCUCUUAUUCAGUCUUACUACCACGAAGUGCAUCGUUCCAUCAGCUCUCGUCUUGCACUUUCUAAACGAGCCACGACCAUCGUGCCGCUGGAGGACGCGGUGAUUUUAAUAAAGAAGCUCCUCUUCGCGGACCUUGAAAGGUUCCGCUCGUUUUCUGUUUUCGUGCGGUAGACGCUUCCCUUCCUUGACAGGGUGACGGGGCUGGUUCUCCGCGGAGCCUGCAGGUAGCUUUUUCGCUGGCCGUCUUCGCUCUUGCUCGUCCGGUACCAUUUUGCUGAAUUCACUGCCUCGUGUCGGGUGUGUAGAACGUGAGUUUUCUUCAUGGGUGUGGUUUUCAAAUCAUUUCCCUGCCAAGCCAGAAAUGUAUGUUUAACAUUUCCCACACCUAAAUGUAGACUUUAAGUAUUUAAGGUGGCUUGGAUUUCAAAAAAAAAAAAAUCCGUAUUCGCCAAAGCACAGACGUACUCGCAUACAAAUGGAUUUUAUCAAGUCACUGGAAUAACCAGGAUUUAUGAUAUUUUAUUGACGAUGAAUUUUACCAUUCCUUAUGUUCUAUGAUUUUUAAUUUUUUUUAACAACUCUUCCACCCGUCCGCACUAAUGGCGUGGUCCUGCAGAGAUCAUGACUCAUGUUUAAAAUGAAUAUGAACCCAAGCUCAGUGAAACCUGUAAAACCUCUUUGUAAUUUUUUUUUCUUCAUUAAGUGCUAAGAGAUGGUAAACAUUCAUUCUCAGGCCCGAUUUUCCUCCACCUACCGUUGGGUUUUAACACGUGGAAGGUGCAGUUGAUGUUUUUUGCUUGAUGCAUUAAUCAGUUGGAUAUGAAUUAAGUGCCGUUGGUAUCUGGAAUAAGUGGAGACUGAUAGGACAAGAAACCGAUGACUUAGUACAGCUAAAAUAUACAUCUAUUACACAGCAUGUAAUAAGGAAUAUGAAAUGUGUUGACAAUCGAUAAUGUGUGUUGUUAGAGUAUGCAGCGUAGUACCCAUUUGUCAAAUGCGUGUUUGCAAUUGUGUUUAUCUGUAUAUUUUAUAUGUAUACCCCCCCGGGAAAUGUUGUAGAGUUCACCGUUAGGAGUGUGAUAUUAUUAAGCAAGAAGUACUGCUGUAGCUGUACAUUUGUUUAAAAAAUAAACACUACAUUUAUGUAAUAACUUAAACGUUUGAACUGUUAUAAACUGCUGUUUGUGAAAUGCACAAGUGCCGUGUUUUAAUAUAUCCUCAUUCUGA